Molecule: messenger RNA, 1842 nt
Organism: Chrysoperla carnea
Lineage: Eukaryota; Metazoa; Arthropoda; Insecta; Neuroptera; Chrysopidae
Product: slit homolog 3 protein-like
Exons: 5
Coding region: 99-1718 (539 amino acids)
Molecular function (GO): protein binding
Source: RefSeq, a predicted model, not a curated record
UAUAUUCGUCAAAGAUAAUUGUUAAAAAGUGAUCGCGGUCGCUAUAGUAGUAUUGUAUUAACAAUUUAAUAAUUUUAUCAUUUUAAAUAUUAAAAAAAAUGAUUAUUUUAAAAUACAUUGUAUUGUUAAUUUUUCUCAAUCAAAAAGUUUAUUGUACAGAUGAAGGAGAUACCGCUGCGGAUAUAGCAGAGACACCAAUAAUACCAUUAGUCGCAGCAGUUCAAUCAACAGAAGUCCCAUCACUGAGUCCUAGCAAUACGACUUCAAUAUCGAACACAACCGGGAUAGUAAAUUCAACAGAAACCGCUAAUAAUACAAGUACGACUUCUGAAAAAGAUUUAGAAGUACGACUUCAAUCAAAUCUUACAAUUACCUCAACAGAACCAUCUGUAUUAAAUGUAACAUCAUCUUCAGAAGUGCUACCAGCAGUUGUAGCCCCAUUAAAUUCCACAGAACGUAUAAUCCCACCAAUAGCAACAUGUCCAGCAGAAUGUAAAUGUGCGCCAUCUUUGGUCGAUGCAAUUUGUACGGGACGUGGUUUACAAGAUAUACCACAUGGUUUUUCAAGUCAAGUGAAAAUGUUAAUAUUGACUAGUAAUAAUAUCACGGAAAUUGGUGAAAAUUGUUUUAAAGAACGUAAUUUAUUUGAGUUGAUGUCGUUGCUCAUGAAUCAUAAUCGAAUUUCAAUUUUACAUCCAAAUGCAUUUGUAGUUUUAAAGCAUUUAGAAGUAUUAGAUUUAGGCGAUAAUCGAUUAACAGUAUUAAGUCCCGAUUUAUUUGUAAAUAAUAUGGCUUUGACUAUACUGCGCUUGGAUAAUAACACACAAUUACAAAUCCCAGAAAGCGGGGCUUUAAUAAAUGCACCAGCAUUACAUGAUUUAAACAUAUCUUCGUGUAAUAUAUCAUUUUUACCGAAUGAUAUAUUUUCUGGAACACCAUUAUUGGAUACAAUUGAUUUAAGUGGAAAUAAUUUGAAAGAAUUAAAUCCACUAGUUUUAAAAACAUUACCCGAUUUAAUUGCAAUCAUAUUACCAAAAUCAUUCGAACCAAAAAGUCAUGAAAUAUGUUUGGCACAUGAAAAAUUAGAGAAAAUUGUUAUAUCAAAUAAAGGUUACGAGGAAAAUAUUGAAUGUGGUAAAUUAUUAUCAAAUGCAUCACUUCAAAUAUCAGAGAUUAUUGUACCGCCAUUAAUUACUGUGGAUAAUACAAAACUUCAAAAUAAUUACACUGGAGAUGCUGUUGUUAAUAGUACGGCGGAAAAUAUAAUUAAAGUUGUUGCUAAUUUAUCGUCUGGCAUAUCGGAAUCAAAAAAAGUAGUUAAAUUGGAUACGAACUCAAUAUUGUCUGAUUCUGUAAGUCCACAAAAUAUUCAAAACGAUAAUGCACGUUCCAAUCAAUAUUCCAUGGCGGACUCACUCAACGAAAAUGAAAAAAUGGAAGUACGUUUAGCCCCGACACAAAAUCAAAUUGAGACUAGUGAAAACAAAAUGGAAUCUACAACAAGCCAAGGUUUAUCCGGAUCACAAAUUGAUAACAUAAUCAUUGGAAUAUUAUUAACAAUAAUUACAGUCACGGGCGCAGCAAUAAUUAUCAAUUUAAAUAAAUCAAAAAUUGAUGCGUACUUUAAAAAUCGACAACGGCGGCCUCCAUCUCGACCGAUCUCCAAAGUUAAUGAAUUUGAAAUUGAACCGCUUAAAAGUGUGGUUGCAAAUGAAUAAAUUUUUUGUAUACGCCGAAAAAUUAGAAGAGGAUUAAGAGGAUACAUACCUCCAUAAUUUCAUGGCCAUUUCAUACUUAUUUUGUGUAUUUUUAUUUUUAAAGAAAAUUAGAAAAACCGUUUAA